ACAAUAAAGAUUUCUAUUCUAUUCACUGUUCCCAUUUAUUUCUAAAACUGCCUGUUCCAGUCUAUUAAACUCCGUUCCAACUUUUACAUCGCCCUGAGAAUUAGCUCCAGUCAUGUCAUGCUGAUCCAGCUCCUUAUCUUCCGAAAUCCUCGCUGGCUUCUCUUUGAGGCACUGUUUGCUCCGGAGAGAAGUGUGGGAAAGAGUUCUGCGUACAGUAUAUUUUUCCUUAGCCGUCAGCUGGUGGGGCCGGCCUUGCUCGGAACUGAAAGGCAUUGUACUUCUUGCGGGCUGGAGAGAGCGAAUUGGACUGUGCCUUUCCAUUACGGUUGAGGGAAGCAGGUAUUCUCAAGAGCUGGCUGCCAUGGUCCACCUCAGUGUCACUCCUGAAGUCUCCCUUGCUGACUCAUCAGUGAAGAUUUAUGCCUCUGGCCUGGCCCCCUCCCAGCUUGUGACCUUAUAUGCAUCACUGACAGAUGAAAGAGGAGUGAAGUUUGCGGCCAGAGCCUUUUACCAAGCCAACCAGAAUGGAGAAGUGGACGUGGCACAGGCGUCUGCUCUGGGAGGCAACUACACGGGAGUGUGGCCCAUGGGCCUCUUCUACUGUCUAAAGGCUGAGAAGAUGUUCCACAGACUGGUCAAACGUGAUGUGACAGGCAGCCCCUUCUAUGUUCAAAUUAGCCUCUUUAACUCCUCUGUGAUUCUGCCCCUGCCCACGGAAGAACCACUGGCUACUUGCACUGUGGAACGAUGGUAUGUAGCCCCUGGAGUGGAACGCAUCCCAGUUAAGUCAGGCCGGGUCCGGGGAGCCCUCUUCUUGCCUCCAGGCCCCGGGCCGGUGCCAGGACUGAUCGACAUGUUUGGCGGAGCUGGAGGACUGAUCGAAUUCCGAGCUGGCUUACUCGCUAGUAAAGGCUUUGCAGUUCUGGCUUUGGCUUUCUUUGCAUACGAUGAUCUGCCACAGAGGCUGGAUGUAGUAGAUUUGGAAUAUUUUGAGGAAGCAUCCAGACUACUCUUAAAGCAUCCUAAGGUAAGAGGUCCAGGACUUGGAGUCAUUGGUUUGUCCAAAGGAGGAGAAAUUGCAUUGGCCAUGGGUACCUUCUUAAAGGAAAUACUGGCUACAGUGUGCAUCAAUGGUCCAACAAAAAUGAGUGGUACACCACUCCACUUUCAUGAUGUCAAGAUCCCUGCAGUUCCUUACCGACUAGAGAAGAUUCUCCUUAAUGAAAUGGGAGUGAUGUCCUCUUUCCAUUCCUUGGGACAUCCUCUGGAUGAAACAUCUGAAGAAUCUAUCAUCCCUGUGGAAAAGGCUCAUGGGCACAUCCUCUUUGUAGUGGGGGAAGCUGACCAAAGCUUCCAUAGCAAGGGGUUUACUGAAGCAGCCCUGACCCGAGCAAAGAAAUAUGGGAAAAUUCAUUGUAGCCUGUUGUCUUAUCCAGGGGCUGGACAUCAGAUAGAACCUCCCGGAUCUCCAGUUUGCUAUGCCUAUCCAGUUCGGUUUUAUCCCUUGCCAUUCCAGUGGGGAGGGGAAAUGAAGCCUCAUGCCAAAGCCCAGGAGGACUCCUGGAAUGAGAUCCAGAAUUUUUUAAAGCUUCAUCUUGGGCCAGUUCAAAAUAGCAAUUUAUGAUAAAAGAAGGCCAGGUUGGUUAGCUUCCUUUAGAAUUGUGGAAUUGGAAGGAGCCACUGAAGCCAUGAAUUCCAAUUUUCUACUCUGUGCAGAAGUUCAAAUUAAAGCAUCUCCUUUAGAUGAAGGGACGCCCUCCAGUUCCUGGGCUAAUUAGAUCCAUUGCUGAACUGCUGUUGGUGUUAGCAAAUUUUUCAGAACAUUCAAAUAGAAUCUGCCUUAAACCCACUGUUUGCAUGUCUCUCAGUCUGAGAUAGAAAACAGAUGUUAGCAUUCUUUGUGAGCUUCUUGAUGAAUGCUGUUACAGCCUUCCUCUGGCAACUCUUCACAACACUAAACAUUCUUCAUUCUGUCUUCAUAGAACUUACUUGCCAUUCUCUGGACCUAUGACAGUUUCUCUGAAUUCGUAAAGGGUGGAGCUAUUUCUUCCUGGGAUUUGAAACUUAAACUUUUGCUGAUGCAAUAUAAAUGAUAUUUGCCUUUUUUUUUUUUUAACAUCACACUGCUGUGUCAUAGUUUCCAAUCAACAAUUAUUGAUGUUUUUUCAGAGAUACUAGUACCAAGUCAAAUAUCUUCCAUCCUAUAAGUGUGCAUUUGAGUUCCACUUUCUAAAUGCAUAACUUCACCUUUGUCUCUGUUAAAUUUUAUUUUUUUACCACCAGAUUAUUUGACCUAUCAAGAUCAAUUUGAAAUUUAUUUCUAUUUAGCUCUCAACAAAUUUUAUGUCAUCUGAAAACCUAAUAAUUUCUCAGUAAUCAUGACCACAGAAAAGACCAUUCACAGGUUUUACUGAUCCAUAGUUUGUUUUAUCCAUGGUUUGUUGGAUAAGCCAUAGCUGCCUGAUUAACAUAAAAUGCUAAUCAUCCAUACAGUACAAACUAUCAAACCUUUUAGGUUCACAAAUCAUGAUAAAACACUUGCUUGAUUUGGCUUAGUGUGAUGUGGGAACUCAGUCUAGAUGAGAAUAUCCUUGUGACAUGUUCUAUUCUAUAAAGUACAUAUCAGAAAUAUAACUCUAUUAAAAGUCAAGAGUAUAUACAGUU
This is a messenger RNA of Python bivittatus (Burmese python), 2664 nucleotides long. It is a transcript of the gene BAAT, whose product is annotated as bile acid-CoA:amino acid N-acyltransferase. Gene Ontology annotation, biological process: fatty acid metabolic process; acyl-CoA metabolic process. The record is from RefSeq and is a predicted model, not a curated record. Gene Ontology annotation, molecular function: fatty acyl-CoA hydrolase activity. Gene Ontology annotation, cellular component: peroxisome. NCBI's taxonomy places the organism in Eukaryota, Metazoa, Chordata, Lepidosauria, Squamata, Pythonidae.